AUGUUGUGUAUGGGAAAGCUAAACCGGAUUCGGGCCGAUUCCAUUCAGAGUGUGGGUGAAUCAGAAGCCGAUAUUGGUGACUUUGAGGUGUACGAAGCUCAAUCCGGUGAUGAAGGUGACUCGGUUAUAGAUGAGGAGAUCGUGAUUCCGGAGCCGGUACAACCAUCUCAGGAUUUACAAAAGAAAGUGUACAAGGCUUUAAAAAGAAACAACGUUACGGUACUUGAGACGUUAUUGAAAAUGAGGUCAAAGAUCAGCCUUACAUUGCUGGCUCAGAACUAUCUACGUGACCUAUAUCACAGCGUCGUGACGGGUGCAGACUGUCCAAUGUGGCUCCGGGCAUUUCCAAUUAAACUCAAAAUGAACACAUCAGGGAAGAUCGAUAAGACAGACAAGUCAGGCAUACUGAUGGCUGCCGUUGGAGAUUUACUGUGCGAACUUCUACCAGAACAAUUCCAGUCCAGGAUAGAACUGGGUGAAUUAUAUCAGACGAAAGCGGAGUUAGCUUCAGCCGCUAGGGCCAGAAUCCGUCAUACUAAGUACUGCUGCAGUAAAGCCCCGCCGCCAAUGAGAGGAAUUUAUGGAACGCGGGACCUUUUUCUGUGGGCUCUGCUGUCGGAUCGACAACAACUAGCGACGGUCAUAUUCAACUAUGGCUGGCAUGAAAGUGACAGGCCGUCGCUCAUUGGUGCUUCUUUGACGGCAUGCAAACUUCUUAACAAGUUAUCGGACGUGAUAGAGGAUAUGCCUCUCACCCAGGCAAAUGAACUCGAUACACACGCCAGGAAAUACAAAUCUAUUGCCAACUACGUGACGUCAGAAUGCUUCGAAGAGGACCGUCAAAAGACCCGGCAGAUGGUUAUACGAAACCGUCCACAGUGGGGAAACGAGAGUUUUCUGGUUGUUUCAAGUUAUCUCGAGGGCAAAGAAGCGGAAAGUUUUCGCAUCGUCUUGAAUGAUUUGUGGACUGGGAAUCUAGCAGCAGACAUUAAAUGGCUGACUUUCAAGCUGCUUCUGGCUAUCGUGCCACUGUUUGUGGUCGUGUUGGAUGUACCUGACGCCAAGUGGUAUAACUAUCCUGCAAGGUGGAAGGCCUACUACACGGCGCCUGCAACCAAGUGUCUGUUAAACGUGAUUGUCUACGUGAUUCACCUGUUUAUCUUUUGCCAUUUUCUGUUGACUGAUUUCCACCACGUCGAUAACUGGUUGGAUAUCAGUAUUUGGGAACAAAUGGUAAUUAUCUGGGUAUUUGGAAUGGUGCUGGAGGAAAUCAGACAGUUGACAGAAUUCGGUGCCAUCGGACCGCUUCAAAUACUCGUGAAGGUGGUCGACUAUUACAUGUCUAACUGGAACACCAUCGACUGGCUGAUGAUGUGGUCGUUUCACAUUGGUUUAGUGCUUCGAUUUACAGUCAGCGAAGAUCACUUCUUUGUUGCUCGGAUAUUUUACAUUGUAUCGAUGAUCCUGAUGUUUUGUCGUCUUUUACAAUUUGCUACUCUGUGGGAGUAUUUGGGACCAAAGGUCAGCAUGAUCAGGCUAAUGAUGACACGUGAUUUACCGCCGUUUUUGAUAGUUUUCUUCGUAUUUUUCCUGAGUUUUGGAGUGGCGUACCAUGCAUUGCUGUACCCUAACGAUAUCUUGUCUUGGACGAUGGUUGCUGAGGUACUUGCAAUGCCAUAUUGGCAGCUUUACGGAGAGCUACAAUUGGAACAGAUAGAAGGAAGGCCACGCUGUUUCAAAUAUGACCAACCAGUUAAAGAGUUCAUCAACCUGAAGCAGCGAGAAGUUGACGAAUGCGCAGAAGUUGAACAACUUAGCGCCGCCAAGAAGGGAACAUCUUCCGGAGUGGACGUGGAAACCUUAAAAAAGAUGGACGCUGUCGACAAAAAACUGCGUGACACGGAUGUAAAACUUACAGAGUUACAAGAAUGUAUUGACGGAAUGGAGGAAAACAUCGUCAAGAAAAUAUCACUUCGGCAAGAGGAGGUGUUGACAACUUUGUUUCGUGGUUUCACGGAACAGUAUGAGCGGAACUUGGCAGCAUUAAACCCGACAAUGUCAUCGGUAGAAACGGUCCAAAACCAAUCAAUCACACAGGGGGAAUUAGGAGAAAUAUUGACAGAAAUCCGGGAACUUCGCCAGAAACAAAACGAGUCUAUGUCAAAAGUUAGGAAUGCUCUUAAGAAGAAUCGGAAGUUACUCAGAACUGUUUCUGAGGAUCGGUUAUCAAUUAAAAACAGAAAAGACAAUAAUGCAUCAGACUCAGACGAGUAGUAUGUUCAUUUAUGUUUAGAGGCUGUGAUACCAGGACCAAUCAGAUUACGCGUAACAAUUUCUCUGUACAAAAACACUGGACAAGCAUACACGUGAUGGAUAACGUUGAGGCUGAAUACCGCGCCGGAUACUAAAUACUAGAGGCUGAAUACCGUUCAGGGUGUCGAGUUGGAGGGGGGGGGGGAUACUAUAUUUGAAAACUUCAAAAUGCA
Messenger RNA from Saccoglossus kowalevskii, 2486 nucleotides. Its product is annotated as transient receptor potential cation channel subfamily M member-like 2. NCBI's taxonomy places the organism in Eukaryota, Metazoa, Hemichordata, Enteropneusta, Harrimaniidae. Gene Ontology annotation, cellular component: plasma membrane. The record is from RefSeq and is a predicted model, not a curated record. Gene Ontology annotation, molecular function: ligand-gated calcium channel activity. Gene Ontology annotation, biological process: calcium ion transmembrane transport.